Messenger RNA from Phasianus colchicus (ring-necked pheasant), 1349 nucleotides. The record is from RefSeq and is a predicted model, not a curated record. NCBI's taxonomy places the organism in Eukaryota, Metazoa, Chordata, Aves, Galliformes, Phasianidae.
AGGAAGGAACGGGGACCCCAAAUCUUGAUAUGGGGAAUGGGAUGGGGACUCCCUAUUUUGGGGUGCAGGAAGGGAUGGGGACCCCAAAUCUUGGGCUGUGGGACAUGAUGGGGACCCCAAGACCUGGACUAUGGAGUGGGAUGGGGACUCUCUCUUUUGGGGUAUAGGAAGGGGUGGAGACCCCAAAUCUUGGGCUGUGGGGUGGGACGGGGACCCCAAACCUUGAGAUGUGGGGUGGGAUGGGGAUCUCCUAUUUAGGGGUACAGGAAGAGGUGGCAACCCCAAAUGCUGGGCUAUGGGGUGGGACAGGGAUCCCAAAUCUUGGGAUGAGGGGCGGGAAGGUGAUCUCUUCUUUUGGGGUGCAAGAAAGGACGGGGACCCCAAAUGUUGGGAUGUGGGGUGAGAUGGGGACCCCCUAUUUUGGGGGGCAGAAAGAGAUGGAGAUCCCAAAUCUUGAGAUGGGGGAUGGGAUGAGGACGCUCCAUUUUGGGGUGCAGGGAGGGACGGGGACCCUAAAUCUUGGGAUGUGGGGCACAAUGGGGACCCUGGGACCUGGGCUAUGGGGUGAGAUGGGGACCCCAAAUCAUGGGAUAUGGGGCAGCAUGGGGACCCUCUAUUUUGGGGUACAGGAAUGGCUGAGGAUCCCCUUUUUUGAGGUAUGGGGUCAGAUAGGGACCCCAGGUUUUGGGAUUUGGGGACAGAUGGGGACCCCAAAUCUUGGGAUGUGGGGAGGGAUGGCGACCCUCUAUUUUGGGGUGCAUUUGGGGACCCCAAAUGUUGGGAUGCGGGACACAAUAGGGACCCUGGGACCUGGGCUAUGGGGUGAGAUGGGGACCCCAAAUCUCGGGGUGCAGGAAAGGAUGGGGACCCCGAGAUUUGGGGUGUGGGGUGGGAUGGGGACCCCCUAUCUUGGGCUAUGGGGUGAGACAGGGGCCCCAAAUCUUGAGGUGUGGGGUGGGAUGGGGACCCCCAAUCUUGGGAUGAGGGGUGGGAUGGGGAUCCCCUAUUUUUGGGUGCAGGAAGGGACGGGGAUCCCCUGUUUUGAGGUACAGGGUCAGAUGGGGACCUCAGGGUGUGGGGUGUGGGGUCAGAUUGGGACCCCAAAUCUCGGGAUGUGGGGUGGGAUGGGUGUCCCCUGUUUUGGGGUGCAGGAAAGGACAGGGACCCCAAAUGUUGGGGUGUGGGGUCAGAUGGGGACCCCAGGACACGAGUUGUGGGGUGGGAUGGGGACCCCCUAUUUUGGGAUGGGGGUUGGAUGGGGGUCCGCAGGCACCGUGCCCCCUCCCCAAAACUGGGGGACACUGGGGGGGCCCUGCGCACCCCAAGGAGCACCGUGGAGGAUGGGGGGC